Molecule: messenger RNA, 1936 nt
Organism: Danaus plexippus (monarch butterfly)
Lineage: Eukaryota; Metazoa; Arthropoda; Insecta; Lepidoptera; Nymphalidae
Product: anoctamin-3-like
Exons: 15
Coding region: 706-1803 (365 amino acids)
Biological process (GO): chloride transmembrane transport
Molecular function (GO): chloride channel activity
Source: RefSeq, a predicted model, not a curated record
UGAUUCUGUUCGUUUGUUUCUCCCAUACGGUAAGCCGAAGAAAACCAGAAAUUCAAGCUAGCUAUGUAUACACACACAGCUAGCGUAACUUGUUUCUAACUGCUAAUUUCCUGUUUUCUAGAUUUUGUUUUAUAAAUGGUUAGGACUAAUAAAUAUAUGGAAGACGCAACCAAUUCAUAUGAUACACGAGUAUUUUGGAAACAGGGUUGCGCAAUACAUGGCGUUUUAUGAAUAUUUCAACAUAAUGCUUAUAAUUCUUGUCCUAUUUAGUUUUGUGACUACGUUUCGACUGUAUUCAAAUCAAGACACUUUUGAAGCACAUUUUACACCAAAAUUAAUGUGCGAGCUAAAUGUUAAAGCGCCUUGUUGCUUUGAGUGCCGAAACCAUACUCUUUGUCCAAGACUGUACAAAGAAGCGUAUUGCCAGAGAUCAAAAUUAGACAAAUUAUUGACAAGAAAGUGACUCUAGACCAUGGAAAAUAUGUCGUGAUUUGGGGAAUAUUCUUUUUAAUACCUUUGAGGUACAGAGAAAGAUAUCUAUCUUGGAUUUGGGAAGUACCUACGAAACAUAUUAGUAAUCUACUCAGACCUCAACGCUAUGAACUGUCAUCGAUUUUAACAAUUGGAAUAAGAAGUGUUGUCAAUUUAUUAACCGCUGCACUUGCAAUCCUUUGGACGUAUUUCCUGGUUCUGCUUUCGUUAGUUAUGUGGCAUUACCCUCGUUGGAAACGUUUACAAGAGACUGACAAAAGACGCAAACUCUACAAAGACCACGAAUACACGUAUAUGGCUGAGAUGGCUUUCGUACAUGCAAUCCUUACAAUCGUUGUUAAGGAGGUUUUCAUAGUACUAGCACUGUUAAUGACGAACUUCGAAAAUUACAAAACAUUUAUUAAACAUGAGAUAUCAAUAUCAAUAAAAUUGUUUUUCUUUUGUUUUAUGAAUUCUUAUACAGUCUUCGUUAUUUUCUCGUAUUUGGGGGUUUUUUUCUUUAAAAAUUAUUGGGAAAGCUUGAAUGAUUACAUGGGUCCCUUUGGGAGGAUGAGCAACAAUUAUUCUUCAUCUUUAGAUGAAAUUUGUCUGUCUGUAGUUGUAAUGACAAUUUUAGAGCAUGUCAUAUUUAGGCUUUUUGAUCUAUUUAAAAGUCAUCAAACGGAUUAUUCAUUUUUUUGUAAAAACGCUCCGUGUUGGGAGAGGGAAUACAAACUUAAACCAAUAACAGAAAACUUUUUUCAUAAAGGAUAUCAUAAACUCCUGAUGCAGUUUGCGCUUCUCACUUGUUAUUCGAUGUUAUUUCCUUUGGCGUCGUUAUGUAUACUUAUAAUAAAUCUUUGGGACUUGAGGCAAACUGCCUACGAGCUGUUAUUAACACACCGACGACCUUUACUAAUAAACAAUUCGGGGCCUGGAUUCUGGAAAAUAUUAUUUUUGAUUACUGCUCAUAUCGCUCCGUACUUUAACAUAACAGUUUUACUAUUUCAAUCAUGGCAUUUUCAUAGAACAUACAUAAGAAUCCGUAAAUUCCUAUACAGAUCCGGUAUUUUUGAAAAAGAAUAUCAAGAAAUGGAGACUUACUUGAGACAGACUACAUGUUUUCAUCCUUAUUUUUGCAAUAAAAAUAUACCAAUACAACAGGAUGAGCUGGGUAUUCGUUACGUAAUAUUGGUAAUGGUAUUGGGGGUGGUGCUCGACUUUUUUCUUCGUUUUAUAAUUCCAGCGACAAGUGAGUCACUGGAGGAGAAAAUUAGAAAGGAAAACCGCAUUAAAGAUAAAUACUUAAUACGCAAAGGAAUCGCUAACUAGUUGAAAUUUUAAAAUGACAGUUUUUGGUUAACUUAUUUUAUACUGAAAUCUGUUUAUUUAUCCGUUGUGUAAAUGAGUUUUAUAAAAAUAUUUUGUGGGAUCAAUUAAAGAUUGAAUCUCAUAUAAGGCUUAA